Messenger RNA from Paramecium sonneborni, 654 nucleotides. NCBI's taxonomy places the organism in Eukaryota, Ciliophora, Oligohymenophorea, Peniculida, Parameciidae. The record is from the annotation of a GenBank genome assembly.
AUGAUUAAUCGUACUAUUUUAUUUGUGAAAGAAACCCUCUGUAAUGCUGAAAGUGGUCAUGAUUAUUUUCAUAUAGAAAGAGUUCUUAAAAUGGCCACUCGUAUUGCAAAAGAAGAGAGUAAAACCAAAAAUGUUAACCUAAAUCUGGUUCAAUUAGGUGCAUUAUUGCAUGACAUAGCAGAUCAUAAAUUUCAUGGAGGAGAUGAUACUAUUGGACCAAAAGUAGCAAGGUAAUUCUUAGAGAAAGAUGGGGAGGCUGAUUAAUAAUUAAUUAAACAAGUUGAAGAUAUCAUAAAGGAAAUAUCCUUUAAAGGCGCGAAAGUGAAGGAUUAAAUGUCAAGUUUUGAAGGUUAAAUAGUUUAGGAUGCUGAUAGAUUAGAUGCUAUUGGAGCGAUUGGUAUAGCCAGAUGCUUCACUUAUGGUGGAUAUAAAAAUAGACAAUUAUUCAAUCCAGAUUAAAAACCUUAAUUUCAUGACAACUUCUAAGAUUAUAAAAAGAAUGAAUCCACUACUAUCAAUCAUUUCCAUGAAAAAUUAUUAUUAUUAAAAGAUAGAAUGAAUACAGAUACUGCAAAAUUAAUUGCAUAAAAAAGACACUAAAUUAUGCUCGAUUAUUUAGAUCAUUUUUUAAAAGAAUGGGAGGGAAUUGAUUGA